GCUCCGCCCUCUAGCCAAUCACCGGCCCCGAAUCUCCUAUGGCCCCGCCUUCGGGCCCGCCCCGGCCCAGUCCCCGGCCUGGCCUGCUCCGGCCCCACCCUCGGCCCGCCCCGCUGUCGGUGCGCGGCGGCCGGGAAGGCACCGCCCGCAGACGCUCGGAACUGCCGACCCGAGAGCUACCCGUAGAGGGCCGGCGGCGGGAGCGGAGUGGGUCGGGCGGGGCCGAGCCGGGCCGGGGGCCGUGUGGGGGCCGGGCGGCGGCCGGGCCGGCGGACGGCGGGAUGGGCUGCACCGUGAGUGCCGAGGACAAGGCGGCGGCCGAGCGCUCCAAGAUGAUCGACAAGAACCUGCGGGAAGACGGAGAGAAGGCGGCGCGGGAGGUGAAGUUGCUGCUUUUGGGUGCUGGGGAGUCAGGGAAGAGCACCAUUGUCAAGCAGAUGAAGAUCAUCCACGAGGAUGGCUACUCAGAAGAGGAAUGCCGGCAGUACCGGGCGGUCGUCUACAGCAACACCAUCCAAUCCAUCAUGGCCAUUGUCAAAGCCAUGGGCAAUCUGCAGAUUGACUUUGCCGACCCCUCCCGAGCGGAUGAUGCCCGGCAGCUGUUUGCCCUGUCCUGCACCGCUGAGGAGCAGGGCGUGCUCCCUGAGGAUCUGUCCGGCGUCAUCCGGAGGCUCUGGGCCGACCACGGUGUGCAGGCCUGCUUUGGCCGCUCUCGGGAGUACCAGCUCAACGACUCGGCGGCCUACUACCUGAAUGACCUGGAGCGCAUCGCGCAGAGUGACUACAUCCCCACACAGCAGGACGUGUUACGGACCCGUGUGAAGACCACGGGCAUUGUGGAGACGCACUUCACCUUCAAGGACCUACACUUCAAGAUGUUUGAUGUGGGCGGUCAGCGGUCUGAGCGGAAGAAGUGGAUCCACUGCUUUGAGGGUGUCACUGCCAUCAUCUUCUGCGUAGCCUUGAGCGCCUAUGACCUGGUGCUAGCCGAGGACGAGGAGAUGAACCGCAUGCAUGAGAGCAUGAAGCUGUUUGACAGUAUCUGCAACAACAAGUGGUUCACAGACACGUCCAUCAUCCUCUUCCUCAACAAGAAGGACCUGUUUGAGGAGAAGAUCACACACAGCCCCCUGACCAUCUGCUUCCCUGAGUACACAGGGGCCAACAAGUACGACGAGGCGGCCAGCUACAUCCAGAGUAAGUUCGAGGACCUGAACAAGCGCAAAGAUACCAAGGAGAUCUACACGCACUUCACGUGCGCCACUGACACCAAGAACGUGCAGUUCGUGUUUGAUGCCGUCACUGACGUCAUCAUCAAGAACAACCUGAAGGACUGCGGCCUCUUCUGAGGGGCAGCGGGGCCUGGCAGGAUGGGCCACCGCCGACUCUGCUCCCCCCAGCUCCUGAGGAAGAUGGGGGCAAGAGGACCACGCUCCCUGCCUGCCCCCCACCCCCGGGCUGCUUUUCCCCUCUUUCCUCUCUCUGUUCUUGGCUCCCCUGUCCUCUCUCUCAGUUCCAGAGACUCGGGGGAGGAACUGCCACAGGCCUCCCUGUUUAAAGCCGGCCCUUGUCCUGGGUGCCGGAAAUGGCCGCGGUACCCCCUUCCCGGGCAUCUCUUCUGGUUUUAACAUUGUCUUAUUCUAUGAUGGGGGAGGGGAGCACAUGCUGAGUCUCCCAAGGCCUGUGUCUGGAGGGGCACUCACUUCUCCAGCCUGGGACCCCUGGCUUCGCUCAACACCAGCCCCUGACCCAGCCCAAGUCCAAAUGUUUACAGGGAGCCUCCUGCCCAUCCCGCCCCCUCCAGCCGCUCGGAGGCCCCAAAGGAAAAAGCACAAGAAGCGUGAGACGCCACCGUUCCUGGAGACUACAGUCCACUUGCUCAUUCUCGUAGCUUUUUAAAAAAAAUGAAAGUAAAGGAAAAAAAAAAGACAAAACUGCAAAUCUAGAAAACUUUUUAGAGAAAAAUUAUUUAAAACUGUCAAAUCCUGACCAGCACCCACCCAGCCCCCUUCCAGUGAUUCCGUGCCUUGAGUGUGUCUGCGUGUUUACACCCAUCCUUCUGCUGGCUACCCCACCUCCCCCGUGUGGGCGGCACUCCUGCCCUGCCCUGCCCUCCACAGAAUUGGGUUCCAAGGGCUGAUCCAGACAACUGCCAACGUCACCGAGGGCCCCAUCCCAGUGGCCCUGGGCCCUGGCUCCAUUAACCUAAAUGUAGCUCUUUAGCGCGCUAACCUAGGAACCGCCGCUGCCUGCUGAGGGCCUUGCCCCUCAUGCCCUUGCCCCAGGCCCGGGUCCUUCAGCGUUGAACACUUCCUUGCUUUUUUCACAUGUUUUAUGGAAUUGUUCACCUGGUUUGAAAUAAUAAAAUGUAGAAAGAAAAAAUACCAA
Messenger RNA from Odobenus rosmarus divergens (Pacific walrus), 2388 nucleotides. RefSeq names its product guanine nucleotide binding protein (G protein), alpha inhibiting activity polypeptide 2 (gene GNAI2). The transcript has 9 exons. Gene Ontology annotation, biological process: adenylate cyclase-modulating G protein-coupled receptor signaling pathway; gamma-aminobutyric acid signaling pathway. Bases 39 to 1349 code for a protein of 436 amino acids. Lineage: Eukaryota; Metazoa; Chordata; Mammalia; Carnivora; Odobenidae. The record is from RefSeq and is a predicted model, not a curated record. Gene Ontology annotation, molecular function: G-protein beta/gamma-subunit complex binding; GTP binding; GTPase activity. Gene Ontology annotation, cellular component: heterotrimeric G-protein complex.